Messenger RNA from Porites evermanni, 4116 nucleotides. Lineage: Eukaryota; Metazoa; Cnidaria; Anthozoa; Scleractinia; Poritidae. The record is from the annotation of a GenBank genome assembly.
GGUCAUGGUGGUAGAAAGUCGGUAGUAGUUGCGAAUCCCGUCCAAAGUGAGUUACGUUACCCUUAAUGACACAUUUUCUAAAUCAGUUAAAUAUUUGUACCCGCGAUAGCCCUUAGACCGGUAGCAGCCCUCUUUUUUCUUAUGAAUUUUAUUUGAUAAACGAGGCCGUAAACUGAUAAGAGAGGGCGAGGGGCUGAUGGUGGAAAGCGAAAAAAGGCCGCCAACCUCUCCCUUCUCGCCGAACUUCGUGCUCAAUCCAGCGUUAGCUUUUUUCCACAGUCUAUCCUGCACCUCAUCUGCCUACAAGUAGCUUUCUUGUAAAGUUUGUAGACAAUUGUCACUAAUCAAGACUGUAUGUUGUGAUUAUUAAGAUAAUACACUGCUACUGGCUAGUAGUAAGGACGGAGAUUAUUGAUGGUAUUUGCCCUAGGUAUAAGAGGUUUUUUCCUUGCGUGCGGGGAAUUCGUCGUGGUCGACCGCGGGCCGACUGAUCACUUUAAAGAGUUGACUGAAACCAGAAACCAGGCAUGAAAGGUCUCAGAUACCCAGGGUCAUGUCAUUUAAGCUUUAGAAGCAAAAGGUUGACUGUCUUCAAAUAUUAUUUUCUAUCGUAGGAUCCGCCUGGGAGUGUCAUCCGGGUUGCAGGAGGUUCUGUCUUUCUUCCUGUAAAAGAAGCUGCUGUGCACCCGGGGCCCCGAAUUACACCCCGGACAUGUUUCCACAACUUGUCAGUUACCAAGCCUCCCUACCCCCUCCUCCCCCUCCACCUCCAGCAUGCCCUACGGGUUGCCCAUCCACUUGUUAUCCUAGCUGCGACGCAGGUUGCUGUUUUCCCGUUAAUCAAGCUCCAGUUUAUCCUCAGUAUCCCGCUAACCCAUACAGUACUGGAUAUGGGGGAUAUCCCACUGAUCCCUGCGCCGCACAGGGGUGUUCUGCGGAGUGCGCUCCUCUUUGCAAGCCAGGUAAGCAUAGUUAAUAUUCUUCUUUUGUCAGUUUUCCCCCUCGCAUCAGUAUAUAAAGCUUUUUGCUGGAGAGCCUUAUGCGAGCCAGCACACUAUUCUCUAUAAUAGCGGGAAAAAGCCAAAUUUUUGUCGGAUGUAAGAUCAGAAGCAAGUGCAGUCGAUUUGUUUUCUUAUUAUCAGGGGUAUUCACUCAUGUGCGAGAAUCAACAAAACUCAAGGCAAUUUUGGCAUCUAUGAGCUGCUAUCCUCUUACUUUUUGUUGAUUAGACUGUUGUCGCUCCCAAGCCUUGAAUUUGAGUAUUCGGCCAGUGUAUUUAGGCAGUAAAGCUUCUCCUGCUACUUCAACUUCUCCUAAGAAGGUCGCAGCCGAAAAGAAACCCCCGCCACCAAAGAAGAAACCUGCCGUAGACCUGAAGAAGCUGGCCGGAAAGACAAACUUUUUGUGUGUACGUCCGUGCCAAAAACUAUGCAAGCCUAUAUGCAAGUAAGUCAUGUACUCCAAAAGUAUAGGAGUAGAUCACAUGCACGCAGGACAAUGAAAUGAACAUUUUAAGGGAAAAUGUCUUAAAAUUUUAAAGAUACCUUUUUUGUGAAAGAUUAAUUGCGCUUAGGUACAAAAUUAUUCUACUACACGACUUUUUAACAUGCAGGUACUAUACUGUCUAAACUAGAAAAAUGUUAAGAUAAAUGUAGAAUCCAUAAUUAUUAUCAUCCUGUGAAUACUUCCCGCCUGUUCACUUCCUGUAGCUGGGGACCGCAAAAAGUCCCCAGCACAUGAGGGACAAAAAGUAGGCAGCGUUAACUUUUGCAAGACGUCUGGGCUGCUACUAAGGACUACAGGGAGAAAUUGGGCCCCUAACUGACUGGCAAGUCCUGAAUAACCAUCCCAGAAACAAUUGCGGGACAAAUUUCGGCUCCAGCCCCCUUCUCCUUUCUUAAGUGCGCGAGGAGACAAUUAUCUGUAUUGGGCUAUCUCUAGGUGACGCAUUGACAUCUAGAAGAAUCAAAACUCGUAGAAAAUAAUUUGUUAACCGGAAAGCGAUGUCAGUGGUAGUAUUUUCAAAGGGUCAAAUUGAUGCAACCUAUUUCCGGGGGCAAUGGAAGGGGUAUACGAAAUCGGGGCGCCGGCCCCUGGACAUCAUACCUCUCGUUUUGUAAAGGAAUAUGCAAUAGGGACGAGAUUGAAAUUGAUGCAAGCGUAGACGUUACUUACACACGAAAAACAAUAAGGGCAUAGGUGUUUUACCACUGCUGGUAGCUUAUCGCCUAUCUCCUGUCACAGAUUUGAAUGCUGUUUGCCCACGUAUAAAUUCCAUGACUCUCACCCUGCUCCGAAAAAGCCUGCUAAAGAUCAUCAUGUCAAACCUGUCGCCUCACCUCAGAGGGUACCAGUCCCCAAACUGGCCUCUCCACCGGAGCCAACAGAAGGACCGGCGGCGCAGGACCUGCAACCACCUUCACCUUAUGCGGGUGGAUACCAAAAUCCGGAUCCAGCAGCAGCGAUGAUGGCAUCCCCUCCGGGUACAGUAGAACCAGGAGAGCCCCUGGUAUAACUUUGUAUUUUCACCUCCCACGGGAAACCAUAGAGAGGGUCCCAAAAUGGUGCUUUCUUUUCACCGCCUCAAAAUGUUUUUCGUACAGUUUCGAUGCUUUUUUUAUCGAGUUAUCUCGAAACUCGAAUUACGUUAACUUUUCAGAGUAUCUUUCCUACAGAUGCUUGAAGAAAGUCCAUAUUAGAUCAUUUUUAGAAAAACAGGGGCAAACAAUCAGAAGAAAAGUGGUGUACCAUGUGUACCAUCAAUCGGCCGCGCGACAACUUCGAGGAAUAUGGAUGGUUUAUUUAUAUUGAGUCAGAAUUAUAGAUAUUUUUGACAUCAAAGAAUUGAAAUGCGACUCACCUUUCUUACCCUUCCUCGACUUCUAAUCCUUACCUUAAAUUAACCAAUUCUCUGGAUUUGUCGAAAACUUGCAGGGACACUCUAAAUCGAGAGACAUGUUGUGUAGAUCUAACUUGAAAGCUCUGAAUGAUACUGUUUACUUUUCAGUAUUUUAUAAAAUUACAUUAUUUUGCGAUAUCUUUUCUUUAACGGCGAUUGUUGGCAUGCACAUUCUUCAGUCGUGACAGGACUACUCCUAGACUCAUUGCAUCACCUGAUUAACUAAGCUAACUGUAAACGAUCUCCUCCUUCAGAGCCAACAUGUCCAGGUGCCUGCCCGAUGUCGUGUGCCCCAUCUUGUGAUUUCUCCUGUUGUUCCUCUUACAUGACACCACAACCACAACCAGUUGCCCCAGUGCCUCCUCAGCAAGGCUUCCCUUAUGGAGCAGUGCCACCUAACCCUAUGGUGAGCAAUACUAACUAUAUGGUAAGUAAUACAAUCCUAUAGUAAGAAAUAUUAUUUCUAUGGUGAUCAACACUAAGCCUGUGGUGAGUAAUACUAAUCCCAUGGUAAUCAACACUAAGCCUAUGGUGAAUAGUAAUAAUCCCAUGGCAAGUAAUACUAACCCCAUGGUGAUCAAUAUCAAUCCUAUGGUAAGUAAUACUAAUCCUAUGGUGAUCAACACUGAUCCUAUGGUAAGUAAUACGACUCCCAUGGUGAUCAAUACCAAUCCUAUGGUAAGUAAUACAAAUCCUUUGGCAAGUAAUAUUAAUCCUAUGGUGAUCAACACUGAUCCUAUGGUAAGUAAUACUACUCCCAUGGUGAUCAAUACCAAUCCUAUGGUAAGUAAUAAUAUUAUGGUAAGGAAUACUAAUCCUACAGUAAAUAAUGCGAGGUUCUAUUUGCUGGCACAAAAUUUUGCGAAUAGGGACAAAGAAACCAGCCCUAAAUUUAAAAUUAGUAACUCUUGACCAACGUUCAAGUGAUACUUGUAUGAAUUUGGUUUUAUAUUUCUACUUGCUUUGUACCUAUUUAUUCACUUCCGUGGGGAUGUUAGUUAAAUAUCUUCCAAACAUUAAUAUGUCCCUCUUUUUUGUAGGCACCAAAUCCAGUCCCCCAGGCUCCACCCUCCCCAGGUCUUGCUCCUCUAAGCUGUCCAGGACAGUCGUGCCCAGACUCGUGCGCCCCACUGUGUUCGCCAAGCUGCUGCGCGGGAAUUAGCCGCAUGCUCCCAGCAAACUGGGACAAGAGAAACAACGUGCCUCGUGCGGCCUAA